AUGUCAAGAUUUUAUAAACAAAAAAUACAAGUUGAAACAAUUAAUGGACAUCCUUUAGAAAUAGAAAUGUGGUGUACAGAUGAAAAAUAUGUAAAAAAUAUAUGUAUUUACAGAUGUGAUAUUUGUAAUAAAGAAUUUAAUGAAAAGAGAAGAAUGCUACUUCAUAGAAAUUAUCAUCGAUAA
Molecule: messenger RNA, 183 nt
Organism: Vairimorpha ceranae
Lineage: Eukaryota; Fungi; Microsporidia; Nosematidae
Product: zinc c2h2-type
Exons: 1
Coding region: 1-183 (60 amino acids)
Source: RefSeq, a predicted model, not a curated record